CAAUCAUUGAUAUGUAGGUUAUGUCCCUUACCAAAAAUACAUUUUGCCCAUACCUAGAGAAGCUUGGCAUGGAUAGCCGGCCAGGAUUCACUUCAGCUCAGGCUACCUCUUGCAAUUAUUCUGGAUAGACGCCACAAGACCACCACCAUUCAUACAGAUAUGGUCUCGAGAAAAUCUUUCACUGCCCAGGGAGUAAUCUUACUGCUACUUCUAGUAGCACAUGUAAGCUCUGCUGGAAAAGUCCUCGUCCUCAGUAUGCAAAUGAGUGGCCACCUAACGGAAUUCGGAGCAGUUGGGGAAGAGCUUAUACGGAUGGGACAUGAGGUCCACGUAGUGUUGGAUGAAAACCUUCGGACACCAUACCAACUACGCGACAAGGGCUUCAAAUUCUUUCGCUACAGAUCACCGGACAAGGACAGGGUUUCAACGUCGAAAUUCGACUCGUUAUUUUCAGAGCAAAUCGUGUCGGAAAGCUGGGAUGAAUGGAAGUUUUUACAUACUGUCUAUCGCCCAAGGAUUACGUACGAUUGCAACCUGACAUUGCACGAUGAAGUCAUGAUCGAGGCUAUCAGGAAAGAGAAAUUCGAUGUUGCACUUGUCGAGGGAUUAUUUUUCUGCUACCAUUUGCUGCCAUACCGCUUAGGUAUUCCGAUCAUAACAUUAUCUACAGCGCUGUAUCCCGGUCUUACGCGACUAUACCCACCGUUUACAGUCAUCAGCUGCGGGAUUACUAAAGAGACUAACACAAUAUGGAAUCGCAUCAAUAUGCUUAUUACAGCUUAUAACGAAGAGGACUUUGCUGCCCAAACUUUACACGAAUCUGUAUUCUUGGAUUACCUUCCUGGAAGACAUGUCAAAAAUUUAUACGAAAUUGCCCUGGAGACCAAACUUUGGUUGAUAUGCCUGGAUAAUAUCUUGGAUUGUCCACGACCUGCGAUGCCAAAUUUGAAGUGGGUUGGCGGUCUGGAUGUUCGGCCUGCUAAACCUCUUGAAGCAGACUUAGAGAAGUUUGUCUCAGAUGCAAAAGAGGGCGUUAUCAUAGUUUCUUUUGGAUCGAUGUUGUCGACACUUCCAAAGAAAUAUCUCGAUAAGUUUCUUGCGGCAUUUAAACAGUUGCCGCAGAAAGUAGUGUGGCGACUGUCGGCCAUUGCACAAGAUGGUGUCACAUUCCCACCAAAUGUAAAACCCAUGAUGUGGCUUCCGCAAAAUGAUCUUCUCGGUCACAAAAACACGAAACUAUUCAUCACUCACUCAGGAAAUAAUGGCCAAUGGGAAGGCUUUUAUCAUGGCGUACCAAUGCUUGGCUUCCCCACUUUUGGGGACCAGGGUUACAACACCAACAGAAUAAUCCAAAAGGGCUUUGGCUUGGGUUUGAACUUGAGGGAUUUCACCACGGACGAACUUGUAGAAAAUAUACAGGAACUUUUGACCAACCAAACCUAUCAACAGAACAUUCGAAAAGCAACACAACUUUUUCGUAACCAGCCACAUCCUCGCAAGGUGGCAGCAGGGUAUGUUGACGAAGCCAUUCGCUUCGGAACGGACCACUUUCAGUCUCCUGCCUCAGAUCUGCAUUACGCUCAAUAUUUGAUGCUGGAUAUUUAUGCUUUGGUUACUGCUGUGCUGUUGUUUAUUGUUUUUCUACUGAAGAAACUGGUGCGUGCAUUGUUGAGAUGUGUUUUGAAUCCAUCUGCAGGUACUCACAAAUCAGAUAAGAAAACUCAAUAAGAAAUGUUAAAAGAGACGUAGCGAUAGCUAAGCCCUGCGUAGACAAGCAAUCUUAGUUGCUGUGACCUGCAACACAGCCAUGACAACAUGACAUGCGAUUACAAUUGUGAACAAAUUGGCAGCCGCAAACCGACCACGAUAAUCAUGUUGUCAUGCAGUACUUUUAUCGGUGAAAAAACUUCCCUGGCAUGAUCUUUUGAAGCCAUCUGUCAAGUGUCUUUAUGUAAUGAUAAAUAAAAAUUGUGAAAUGAUCAAUAAAUAUUGUGAAAAGAUUUUUUU
Lineus longissimus is the source of this 2007-nucleotide messenger RNA. RefSeq names its product UDP-glucuronosyltransferase 2A3-like. Bases 160 to 1728 code for a protein of 522 amino acids. Gene Ontology annotation, molecular function: UDP-glycosyltransferase activity. The record is from RefSeq and is a predicted model, not a curated record. Lineage: Eukaryota; Metazoa; Nemertea; Pilidiophora; Heteronemertea; Lineidae. The transcript is spliced from 2 exons.